Molecule: messenger RNA, 1930 nt
Organism: Haliotis rufescens (red abalone)
Lineage: Eukaryota; Metazoa; Mollusca; Gastropoda; Lepetellida; Haliotidae
Product: steroid 17-alpha-hydroxylase/17,20 lyase-like
Exons: 11
Coding region: 228-1790 (520 amino acids)
Biological process (GO): hormone biosynthetic process; progesterone metabolic process
Molecular function (GO): iron ion binding; heme binding; steroid 17-alpha-monooxygenase activity
Source: RefSeq, a predicted model, not a curated record
GGAUCAGUGAUGACACCAGGAGUUCGCGAAAAGGGCAAGUAUGUUCUGUCCUGCAGGUAGGACCCGCCACACUGGACACCUUAACAAUUCAAUUUCACGUUCACAGGGGACUCCCUCGUGGAACCGCAAUUUCACAAGGUGAAGGUCACACCAGCCUAUCAAGCUUGUUCGAACAGGCUGCACCAGCUAUUGUUCAGGUCCCAACUGUUUUUCUGUUCAAGUUGACCAUGCUGGACGUGGAGUUGCUGCAGAGACUGCCCUACUCGGACCAGCUCCUUGACCUGGUCAGGCGGUGUGAGAAGUGGCUACCAGGGAGCCUCACCGGCCGGGCUGUUCUGGUAGGGACGGCCGUGGGGGUGGCGGUCUAUCUGGUCACCAAGAAGAGGUACAAGCUACCCCCGGGGCCCCGAGGCUGGCCCCUACUCGGGAACCUGCUAGAGUUCAGGAACGCCACCAUCUUUGAGAAGCUGAUUGAAUGGCAGACAAAGUACGGACCCGUUAUCACAGUCAAUAUGGGGCCUCUGAGAGCGGUGACACUAAACAGAAUAGACGUUGUCUUGGAAGCACUGGUGAAACGGCAGGCGGACUUUGCUGGGAGGCCACAGUCGUACUCAACGGACUUGUUCAGCGACGGAGGACGCAGUAUCGCCCUUGGGCACUACAGCCCCACGUGGAAACUGCACAGGAAGUUAGCUACAAAGGCUCUGAAACACUACAUGACGGGAAACCAACUUGAGGGUGGAAUAGAACGUUCCCUCACCCAGGGCAUACAGCUGAUGAAAGAGAAGAAAGGGCCGUUUAACCCACAUGACAUCAUCUCCCUGAUCGUUUUUAACAUCAUCAACAACAUCUGCUAUAAUGAGACAUGUGAUGUCAACGACAAGUACUUCAAGGAUAUGAUAAGUAUAUCAGAUACCUUCACGAAUGAAGUCGGCAACGGCUUUCUCGAGGAUGUCAUUCCCCCACUCCGGCUCUUCCCUACAGGGAAAAUGAGGCGUAUGUUGAAACUGGCUGACAAAUUCGAUGGGUACUUGCGGGAGCGAUUGAACAAACACAAGCAAACACAAUCAAAAGGUACUACCCGUGAUUUUUGUGAUGCUCUGCUUGAGGCCCAAGAUGAGGCACGUGAAGAGGAAGACCCCGAUCUGAUGUCACAGCUGUCAGACAGACACAUCCUUCGGACAUUAGCAGACAUACUUGGAGCUGGGUUGGACACGUCCCGCUUGACCCUGUUGUGGACGCUGUUGUACCUGGCCAUGCACCCUGACAUCCAGGACAAGGUGCACGAGGAGGUCGACAAGGCCCUAGGUCCCCGUCACUUCCCCAAGGUUUCAGACAGGAGUAAUCUCCCCUUCAUCGAGGCCGUGCUGUACGAGAGUAUGAGGAUCGCCACUGUGGUGCCUCUUGGUCUUCCACAUAUGUCCCUGUGUGACACACACGUUGGAGGCUUCGAAGUCCCAAAAGGAACAUUGGUCAUGAUUAACCACCACGCUCUGCACCAUGACCCGGAACAGUGGCGUGACCCGGAAGUAUUCAAACCAGAGAGGUUUCUGGACCAGACUGGCAAGAUGGCCGCUAAACCAGAAGGUUGGCUUCCGUUCUCCGCCGGAAGGAGAGUGUGUCUCGGAGAGAGCGUGGCCAAACCCGAGCUUCACCUCUUGUUGGCUGGCAUUAUGAGACAUUUGAAAGUGUCUCUCCCACCGGGAACCAAACUGAACUUUGAACAAAGAGGGGGGUCAUUUCAGAGCAUUCCUAAUGAAUACGAAAUUACAGUUGAAGCAAGGAUUUAGGUGUCUGUACUUUACCUUUCAAUCUCAUUAAAAUCAGAUCUUAGUUCUCGCUAUCGCUAAACAAAGAUCUGAGAACAUCCCAUUACGGGUCACGUCAGACCGACCUUGCGCGAAUUUUGACCGACUAAUGGAAGGACUGA